Molecule: messenger RNA, 1635 nt
Organism: Akanthomyces muscarius
Lineage: Eukaryota; Fungi; Ascomycota; Sordariomycetes; Hypocreales; Cordycipitaceae
Exons: 3
Coding region: 1-1635 (544 amino acids)
Biological process (GO): amino acid transmembrane transport
Cellular component (GO): endoplasmic reticulum
Molecular function (GO): amino acid transmembrane transporter activity
Source: RefSeq, a predicted model, not a curated record
AUGAUACACGACAAGCGCGGAGGAGACUCCGGCGGCGGUGACGGCGACUGGCACGAAGGCGAGGACCGCCAGGGUCUGCUUGCUGGCGGCGACUACGGCCAUGAUGACGGCGGCAGCAGCAAAGAGGUGGCCGCGCCCAACGGCGGCGAGCUACCGCAGGUUCGCACACCAGGACGGGUGCGCUUCAACGACGUCCCCGAGGUGGUGCGCAUGAGCACCGCUUCCUCGCGGCGAUCCGGCGACAGCCUCGACGGUGUCGACCACGACGACCACGACCCGCGCAGCACGCUCGACCUCGAAGACCCGCUCCGCGACGACCACGACGACCACCGCAGGCCGCUGCUGACGAGCAUCGAGGCGCCGUCGGUCGCGCUCGCCAACGACCUCGACGACGCGGUCGAGCAGGAGCUGCGACGACCGAAAUCCGGCCUGCAAUCCGCCUUUAUGAACAUGGCCAACUCCAUCAUCGGUGCGGGCAUCAUCGGGCAGCCGUACGCGAUCCGCCAGGCCGGCCUGCUCGCGGGCGUGGUGCUGCUCGUCGGCCUCACGGCCGUCGUCGACUGGACCAUCUGCCUCAUCGUCAUCAACAGCAAGCUCAGCGGCACGAGCAGCUUCCAGGGCACCGUGCAGCACUGCUUCGGCCGCGGCGGCCUCAUCGCCAUCUCCCUCGCCCAGUGGGUCUUUGCCUUUGGCGGCAUGGUGGCCUUUGGCGUCAUCGUCGGCGACACCAUCCCGCACGUCCUGCUGGCCGUCUGGCCCGGCCUGCCGGACGUGCCCGUCGUCGGGCUGCUGACGGAUCGCCGCGUCGCCAUUGCCGUCUUCGUUAUGGGCGUCAGCUACCCGCUCACGCUGUACCGCGACAUUGCCAAGCUGGCCAAGGCGAGCACCUUUGCGCUGAUUGGCAUGGUGGUAAUUGUCGCGACGGUGCUGAUCCAGGGCCUGCUGGUGCCGUCAGAGGCCAAGGGCGAGUUUAGCCUGCCGCUGCUGACGGUCAAUACGGGUAUUUUCCAAGCCAUUGGCGUCAUUUCCUUUGCCUUUGUCUGCCACCACAACUCACUCCUCAUCUACGGCUCGCUGCGCACGCCCACCAUUGACAACUUUUCCCGCGUCACGCACUACUCGACCGGCAUCUCCAUGGUAGCGUGCCUGGUGCUCGCGCUCGGCGGCUUCCUCGUCUUUGGCGACAAGACGCUCGGCAACGUGCUCAACAACUUCCCCUCGGACAACACCAUGGUCAACGUCGCGCGGCUGUGCUUUGGCCUCAACAUGCUGACGACGCUGCCGCUCGAGGCCUUUGUGUGCCGCGAGGUCAUGCAGGAGUACUUUUGGCCCGACGCGCCGUUCAACCUGCGGCGGCACCUGGUGCUCAGCACAGGGCUCGUGGCCGCGGCCACGUUUCUGAGCCUGGUGACGUGCGACCUGGGCGCCGUGUUUGAGCUCGUCGGCGCGACGAGCGCUGUGGCUAUGGCGUACAUUCUCCCGCCCAUGUGCUACAUGAAGCUGACGACGCGGAGCUGGCGCACGUACCUCGCUGGCGCCAUUGUCGUGUUUGGCGGGCUGGUCAUGGUGAUUUCGGUCAUUCAGGCCGUCGGGAAGUUGGUGAAUAACACAGACGCUCCGGUAAAAUGCCAAUAA